AUGUAAAGAAGCAUUAUAUAUUAUACGACAUGAUAUAGCAUUAUAUAUUCAAUAUGUGGUAUUGUACUGAUUAAUGAAUGAUUAAUUAUUUAGCAAAAUGAAUCUAUGGCUGUGGAGGCAUUUUGUGAGAGGUAAGAGAGCAGGAGCAGUCAACAGUCCAGUCUCUGAAAUAACAAAUCAUUUGACAUAACUGUAUUAAUACAAGGUAACUACAUCGUACUGUAGCUAAUUACAUGUCCUGUUAUUCAAUUAUCCUGAGGAUUCAUAUGUGACAAAUCACCACUUGCAUGUUCAACUUUUCUUUUCUUUUUUUCAAUAUUCGGUUUUCAAUAGAUGACUGACAAAACUAAAAUUAAAAUUAAAUUAAAAAAACCCCAACACUGUCAGCUUGUCAAAACACUGUCAGCUUGGUGAUGGUCUGAAAACUUUGAUAGAUCUGUCCAAUAUAAACUGAAGAAGGGAUGUUUAAGUGUUUAUCUUGUCAAGUUGGAAUAAACUGCUAAACACAAUUAAAAGUCAAGUGAAAUCAAUGUUUAUUUGAGAAAACAGCCUGCAUGAAUAUAAUUUUACCUGUAUGUGUGGAACUCUUGAAAUCAUGGUCUAAUGUUAUUGCUCGAUCAAUUUAAAGCAGGGGUCUCACACUCGCGGAACAAUAUUUUGUGGCCCCCUGCCUGAAAUCAAAGCUUUGUGUUAGUGCGGCCCGCGCGUUUAUUCUCACUUGCAUCUGGGCGUUUUAUGUUUUUUAACACUUGUGGGUUACCGUAGCUCAGGCUCGUGACAACAACACGAAUUAGCAAUUGGUCACUUGUAACAUGUUUGGGUCACCGAUUGGAGGGAAAAUAUAUCCUGUCACCUAGUGAUAUACGGUUUUUGUCAGCCCCAGUCAUGUCUUCUUCAAAACCUGCCGCGAAGAGAAAAGUUGGCGAUGAGAACAGACAAUUUCAGGAGAAGUGGGAGACGGAAUAUUUUUUUGUUGAGCACAGGGGCAUCCCAACGUGUCUAAUAUGCACGGAUAAAGUCGCGGUGCACAAGGAGUAUAACAUCAGACGUCAUUACUCAACUAAACAUGCUGAGGAGUAUGCAAAAUACCUGGGAGAUGAGCGAGAGAACCGGGUCGCCAAACUUAAAACAUGUCUACUGAGGCAACAAGAUUUUUUCAAGAAAGCAAGCAAAGAGAGUGAAGCGGCUGUCAAAGCUAGCUACGUGAGCACUGCAAUGGCUGGCUCACCUAGUCCUCUGACCACCCAUGUGCUGAACACUGCGAUGGGCGUCCCUGGAUCGAACAUGGCCCUCAGCCUCUAUCGACAAGACCCUUCCACAAACGCUUGGAGAUUGAUGACCACUGGGACCACUAAUGAUGAUGGACGUUGCCCGGGACUCGUCACAAAAGAAGUGUUUACCUCUGGUGUGUACAAAAUGCAUUUUGAGACUGCUCAGUACUGGGCGAGUAUGGGACAGACCUGCUUUUACCCCUAUGUUGAGAUUGUGUUCACUAUAAAUGACCCUGGGCAAAAAUACCACAUCCCUCUUCUCCUGAGUCGCUUCUCUUACAGUACGUACAGAGGGAGCUAGAGACCAAACGUGAUGGACUCCCGAGGCUACCUCCAUCUAUCAGCUGUCUAACACACCACAGGCAGUUGCAACUCCACCAGAAACAUUUAUGUCAGCAUAUAUUCCAUUUGAAUGAUUUUAUUAUAUUCAGUAUAACUUUUUUUGCAAUUAAUAAACCAUAUUACUCAUAUAAUGUA
Messenger RNA from Seriola aureovittata, 1748 nucleotides. Its product is annotated as 5-hydroxyisourate hydrolase-like. NCBI's taxonomy places the organism in Eukaryota, Metazoa, Chordata, Actinopteri, Carangiformes, Carangidae. The coding region runs from base 886 to 1572 and encodes 228 amino acids. Gene Ontology annotation, biological process: purine nucleobase metabolic process. Gene Ontology annotation, molecular function: hydroxyisourate hydrolase activity. The record is from RefSeq and is a predicted model, not a curated record. The transcript is spliced from 4 exons.